This is a messenger RNA of Archocentrus centrarchus (flier cichlid), 1411 nucleotides long. RefSeq names its product carboxypeptidase O (gene cpo). The transcript has 10 exons. Bases 121 to 1200 code for a protein of 359 amino acids. Gene Ontology annotation, molecular function: zinc ion binding; metallocarboxypeptidase activity. The record is from RefSeq and is a predicted model, not a curated record. Lineage: Eukaryota; Metazoa; Chordata; Actinopteri; Cichliformes; Cichlidae. Gene Ontology annotation, biological process: proteolysis.
CUGGAACUGUAUCGGGCGCAGUGGAAAGGCAGGACUUUCACAGACUCGUGAACAGGCGUGUUCUUAACAGACUGACUUCUGCCCAGCCCUGUUUGUGAUUGGAAAGAAGUCCCUGGGACAAUGCUCAACUCUGUGGGCCUGAGCUUCAUGGUGCUGCUCUCAGCAGUGGGAGCAGCAACAGUAGAGAGAGUGGAGUAUGACUACUAUAAAUACCACCCCAUGUCGGAGAUCACUAGCUGGAUGGAACAGUUGGUAAAGGAUCACCCUGACGUUGUAACUAUCGUGAAAUAUGGAAAGACCUAUGAAAACAAGGAUAUUAGCCUGCUCAAGAUUGGCCUGAAUACUGGGAAGGAAAAGAAAGCUAUCUGGAUGGAUUGUGGAAUACAUGCCAGAGAAUGGAUCGCCCCAGCCUUCUGCCAGUACUUUGUCAGACAGAUUCUCCAGACAUACAAAACAGAUGCCAAAAUGGAAGCGAUGGUGAAGAACAUGGACUUCUACGUCACACCAGUGCUCAACAUAGACGGUUACAUCUACUCGUGGGCCAGCAACACAACUCGUCUGUGGAGGAAGAACAGGUCACCAGGGCCUUCGGACUGUGGCUGUAACGGCACCGAUCUCAACCGCAACUUUGAUGCCAACUGGGGAACCGUUGGGGUAUCAUUUAACUGCUGCUCACAGACCUACCCUGGAAGCAAACCCAUGUCUGAGCCUGAGGCCAGGUCUGUAGUUGACUUUCUGGGAAGCCGAAAGGACAGCUUCUUGUGCUUCUUCACCAUCCACUCCUACGGCCAGCUGCUCCUGGUUCCCUAUGGCCACCCCAACUACACCGCCCCCAACUAUGAUGAGCUGAUGAUGGUGGGACUGGGUGCAGCAGAAGCAAUUUGGAAGGUUCACGGGAAGAACUACACUGUAGGAACCUCUCCUGAUGUGCUAUACGCUAACUCUGGUUCAUCCAGAGACUGGGCUCGGAUGCAGGGGAUCCCCUUAACCUACACUUUUGAGCUGAGAGAUAAAGGGACGUACGGCUUCGAGCUUCCUGAGGAUCAGAUUCAGCCUACCUGCGAGGAGGCCUACAGUGGAGCUCUGCACAUCAUCACCUACGCCCACGACAAGACCUUUAGCGGUGCUGUAGCCACCUCUGCCGUGACCCUUUGGACCGUACUGUUAGCAGCAGGUGUCACUGGAGCCACCCUGAUGUGAAGUGGAGAGCUGUUUGAUUGCAGCCAUCCUGCAGUAUAUGGCACUCAUACUUCUUCACCUCAAAGUCCGUUUAGAAUCAGAAAGCGAUUAGGAGUCACGUUUCAUGAAUUGCCAAUAGUUGUAUUGGAAUAUUCUCAAGAAUAUCAGGACAUACAGCUUUACUUCAGAUAAAACUGCACUUUUUUCCUCCAUUGUUUGCUUAUCAAAGCUA